UUGAUCCACAUUAUAGGAAAUGUCCUUAUUCGAAACGUCCGGCAAGAGGUGGCGCCCAGUACUCCUUCCAAUCAGUACUUCAACUCCGUUGUCCCGGGCGGUCCUGCCGAUCAUGCGGGUGUAAGAAAAGGCGAUUACAUUGUUGAGAUUGAUGGUCAAGAUGUCACGGAUGUUUGCCAUGAAGACGUUGUUGAAUGCAUAAAAAAUUGCGGCGAUUCCAUCAUUAUGAGAGUUGCGACUGUAUACAGAGGAUCCAUUCUCCGACAACCCAAUGCUUCCUCAAGUAAUGGUCAAAUCACCUCUACACCAAGGCGAUAUGAUCUCUCCGACGGAAUGAGUGAAAUUAGUGAAAUAAGUAGUUCGAUAAGUGGAAGUAGUGCAAGUGAAGACGAUGUCAUCCAUACCGAUCCAACAUCACCGAUUUUAGCUUCGAAACCCCCUCCGGGAUCCACCUGGAGGGGAAGGAGAGGUUGUAGGCCACUGGCAAUUGAGGAACAAUCUCGAAGCCGGGACCGACAGAGUUUGCCUACAUUAAAGCGUACAUUGUCCUCAGGUCAAAUCGAUAAUCAAAUUCGACUACACCCAAACUCACCUGCUACCAGAACGAAGGAAAGAGUCUUCGUUUUCGAGAAGAUUAAUGGAAAAACUCGGGCAGUAGCUCUUGACGAGUCCAUGGCGACAAAAGAGGGUCACCGAAGCCGAAAUACCAGCUCAGAUGUUGAGACUCAAAACAACAACCAUGGAAUCGUAGAUUUAACAAUCGAAUACCCCAACAAAGAAGAGAAGAAAGCCUCCAGUGGUGUCUCUCUCGAAAAUGCCACUUCGCUUUCUAAUCGAUCGCGAAGUAUCUCGCGAAGUGGACUUUCCAACGACUCCUUCAGAGGCGCAGAUCAAAGCAUUGAUGAAAGUAUGGCUGUCAGAAAUACUGGCGAUGACUAA
Rodentolepis nana is the source of this 939-nucleotide messenger RNA. The record is from the annotation of a GenBank genome assembly. Lineage: Eukaryota; Metazoa; Platyhelminthes; Cestoda; Cyclophyllidea; Hymenolepididae.